AUGCUUGUGUUCACCGCAAGACCAACUCUAAAGUACGAGCUGGAGUUUGUCAACUACCUCAAAGAACUAUUUGAUGGGAUCGUUUCCCUCCUAACAAAAGAAAGCGAAGAAGUUAUUGCUGACGAUGCUCGGAGUUGUGAAGAGACUGAAAAUGGAGUGGAUAUUUGCUUAGAGCCGACUUCGAAGUCAGAAGCUGUUUCCUGCUGA
Necator americanus (New World hookworm) is the source of this 207-nucleotide messenger RNA. RefSeq lists its product as uncharacterized. The record is from RefSeq and is a predicted model, not a curated record. NCBI's taxonomy places the organism in Eukaryota, Metazoa, Nematoda, Chromadorea, Rhabditida, Ancylostomatidae. The transcript is spliced from 3 exons. Bases 1 to 207 code for a protein of 68 amino acids.